Colletotrichum costaricense is the source of this 354-nucleotide messenger RNA. RefSeq lists its product as uncharacterized. The transcript has 2 exons. Lineage: Eukaryota; Fungi; Ascomycota; Sordariomycetes; Glomerellales; Glomerellaceae. The record is from RefSeq and is a predicted model, not a curated record. Bases 1 to 354 code for a protein of 117 amino acids.
AUGAGUACGCAGUACGUCUACACAGUAGACUCUCUAGACCCUGCCACUCUGGAGUCUGACGGGACUGCGGAAGAGUCUGAGUCUGACAGCAAUGAUGAGAUGGAAGAGGGGCCGAGGAACGACAAUGAGGCGAAAAGUCUGCCGAACAUGAGCCACCGUUGCUGUUCCUUCCCGCAGCACUGCUCGUUCCUCUUCCCAAUGGAAACCAAGGAUGAUGGCUGGAUUGCUGGUGGUGGCACGACAGAUGCCGGCAAGGGGACGGCGUUUCUUUUAGCUUCCACCUUCUCCUUUUCCUUGCCGGCGCGUCCAUCCAUCGCCGCCGCAACAUUCCCCUUGAAGGCAGUCCGUCAUUGA